Messenger RNA from Perkinsus marinus ATCC 50983, 1040 nucleotides. RefSeq lists its product as hypothetical. The record is from RefSeq and is a predicted model, not a curated record. The coding region runs from base 23 to 934 and encodes 303 amino acids. NCBI's taxonomy places the organism in Eukaryota, Perkinsozoa, Perkinsida, Perkinsidae. The transcript has a single exon.
AGUUAUUUCACACGUGUUAACCAUGCGGAUCAUCCGAUUAGCCCCCCUGUUAGUCUCCACCAUCUGUACGGUCGGUCAGGAUACCGACUCGUGCUCUACGCCUGAUGUCGCUAAUGUUGGACGAGGGCCGACCCUCUUCAACAACCUCAAUACAUGUGUAACUACAACGGGUGGCUUCAACGAUGCUGCUCUCGAAUGCGUAGCGGCAAGCACCAACAUCAGCGAGCUGUGUGCAAGUUGCUACUUCGAACUCUAUUCGUGCGGUGCAACGACGUGCCAGCAGCCCUGCACGGAGCAGUUCUCUGCAGACUGUGUCGGUUGCAGCAUGAGUGUAUGCGGCGAUGAGCUGCAGGUCUGUACAGGGACGCCCGGAGCUGUCCUCCCACCUCCCUUCACUACAAGCGAUUUGACGUUGCCCACAUCGGCUCCCGACGGUUCUGUUGUCAAUCGGGUUCCCCAUGGCCUAUACGUUCUACCCGAUUCAGACGAAGUUCAUGUGUCGGUGAAUAUCGAUAACGUUGCAAGCACUCUUGAUACUGUCGUUAGGAUCAAUACGGACUCCCCGCUCAUCCCACGAAUAGAUUCUCAGUGUGCUGACAUGCCCUACACUUUCGAUGCGAACAGGUCAGCAAUCGCUGUGGACUUCGCCGAAGCGGUCUGCCUCAAGGGCGUCUAUGAUGACCUACGCACCGUGGCCCCUGGACUACCGGUGAGUCUGUUAACGAUGCAGUACGACAAGGCCGCUAACACUCUAUCCAUGCCGUUGCUAUCUGUAUUCGUGCUCGAGAAAGAUUCUAACACUUCUAGUCCCAUACCGCCGUCGAACUCUUCAACCACCGUACCUCCACUGGGUGCGGAGACUCCGAACUCAUCAGCGUCUACUGACGCCAUUUGUCUGUCGUUAAUCUGUUUUUCACUAUACUUUCUUUUUUGAAUUCAAUCCUGUGAACAAGUAUUCGAUAUUCUCAGUGUGGUGAUCGUUAUAUAUACAGUAAGUACUUGAUAUUCCAUAGGCAAGUAUAGAUGGAUAUGCAGAUCAU